Messenger RNA from Triticum turgidum subsp. durum (durum wheat), 354 nucleotides. NCBI's taxonomy places the organism in Eukaryota, Viridiplantae, Streptophyta, Magnoliopsida, Poales, Poaceae. The record is from the annotation of a GenBank genome assembly.
AUGUGCAAACAGAUUUUCCCAUCGGCUCCUUGCGCGUCGCGCGUGAGACGUGUGUUGGGCGUGAACCCUAGCCCCCCAAUCCAGAGCCGCCACACCUUCCCCCUCCUCCUUCCCUCGUCCGCCGCCGCACUCCCUCCCUCCUCCCUCGUCGCCACACCCUCCGCCCUAGCACCGCGCGCUCGUUCUGUCGUCUCAUAUACCAUCGCUGCCGGCCCCUGCCAUGGUGUCGCGGCGCUCUUCCUGCGCCCUCGCGUCCGACCUCACCAGGUCCUCGAUCUCGGCCUCAUCGGCUUGCUGCGGCGGCCGCUCUCGACGCCGUCCUUGCGACACGACAGCGGCAAACCCGAGCGGUGA